Molecule: messenger RNA, 2639 nt
Organism: Drosophila ficusphila
Lineage: Eukaryota; Metazoa; Arthropoda; Insecta; Diptera; Drosophilidae
Gene: Clamp
Product: zinc finger protein 93
Exons: 7
Coding region: 268-1971 (567 amino acids)
Biological process (GO): regulation of transcription by RNA polymerase II; central nervous system development
Cellular component (GO): nucleus
Molecular function (GO): RNA polymerase II cis-regulatory region sequence-specific DNA binding; DNA-binding transcription factor activity, RNA polymerase II-specific
Source: RefSeq, a predicted model, not a curated record
ACACGUAAACUAAUGUUCGACUGCUCUUUCUCUGAAAGUUGUGUUCUGUAUCCAUCCCUCUUUAGCAAGUGUAAGAACGAACGGGCAGAAAGUUAUACUGCUGGAAUUUGUUAGAGAAAGAAAAAACAAUAAUAAAUAUAUUGCUUUCAUUCCAAACAAAGUUUAAGUGCUCCAAAAUAUCAUUAACAGUUGAGGAGGUUUUGAAUCUACGUUGGGAGACCAGGCAGAGAGAAUAUUUUGGUGUGGUCUGGUUGCGUAAAAGGCACAAUGGAAGACCUCACCAAAAAUAUAAUUUUUACAAAUGCUAUAAAUGGGCAGCCGGCCACUAUUCAGUAUCAAACAGCGGAUGGCACUAUACUCAAACAACCAAAAAUCGAGGGUCAAAAACCAGAUCAGCAGCCGACCUUCUACUACACAACAAAUGGCAAUGGGGGAACUGUCAAUCUUGCACAGCUAGCCACCACGGAUGACAACAAGACGUGCUACAUAGCUCAACCGGUGGGCGGCUACAACUACGCCCUGGUCAAUGGGAUGCCGCUCAACCAGGGCGCAGCACUAGGAAUCGCUACUGUGGACGCCCAAGGUCGCAUUCAGAUCGUCAAUCAGAACAAGCCUAUUGCAGCAAAUACUAUAUCUAACAUUAGCUUCAAGUGUGACGUUUGCUCGGAUAUGUUUCCCCACCUAGCUUUGCUUAACGCCCACAAGCGAAUGCAUACAGAGGGAGAGCAGCAACAACAGCAUAGCGCCCAGCAGAGUGGCAGCGAGUCAAUAGCAGUGGUCAGUGCCCAGGGUCUGGUUCAGGCCCAAAACAUCAUCGGAAAUGGACAGAUGGGUCAGAUACAGAUAGUUUCUUCUGACACGCUAGAGCCAGUGCAGCAGUCUGUGAUGCAGCAGCAGCAACACGAGUCCAAAUCGAACAAGUGCAUCAACUGCGGAAGCCCCUUACUACAACAGGCCAAGCGCAAAGGUUCAAAGCAAUCGCGUUGCGAGUCUUGCAUGCAGGCCGAACAGGCGGCACAGCAACAGCAACAGCAGCAGCUUUUUGUGGCGCAAGACGGUCAAAUGGCGCAUCCCGUGCAGAUCAUAUCCACAACUCCUCAGGCGCAGGCACAGUUGCAGCAAAUUGUGGCCGCGCAGACGGGUGGUACAACUCCCAAGAGGGAGCCGAGUAGUGGGUCCGGCCAUCACCCUGUAAAAAAACGAAGUUCCCAGCAGAUGACCAAAUGCCAGAAGUGCAACGGCUCCGGAGUGGUGCUAGUUGGGCAGCACUCCCACGCCGCACAUAGCGGGGUAGGCGGGUCGGUAAAGCAAUCAGUUACUGUUAAAACUGAGUGUUCGUCCUGCAGGAAUCCGUCGAAACCCUUCAGUUGCAAUAUAUGUGGUGGACUUUUUUCACGCUACUCAAGUCUGUGGUCACACAAAAAGCUGCACAGCGGAGAAAAAAACUACAAGUGCAGCAUCUGUGGACUGGCUUUUGCGAAAGCCGUUUAUUUGAAAAAUCAUGCCCGCAUCCACACCGGUGAAAAGCCCUACAAAUGUCAAACCUGCGGCAUGCAGUUCUCACAAUCACCACAUCUUAAGAACCAUGAACGCACGCACAGCGGCGAACGACCCUAUGUGUGCGGAGUGUGCGACAAAGGAUUUGCACGCCACGCUACACUUUGGAACCAUCGGCGAAUUCAUACGGGCGAAAAGCCAUACAAAUGUGAAAUUUGCGGAUCGGCUUUUUCACAAGCGGCGCACCUUAAAAACCAUGCCAAGGUGCACUCCGGGGAGAAGCCCUACAAAUGCGAGAUUUGCUCGGCGGCGUUUGCUGAUCGUUUUGCACUUAAGCGCCACCGCGGUAUACACCAAAAGUACGGCCAAACUGCUCCACGUCAGGCUAGUAGCGACGGAAUGAUAGUACACAAGCAGGAGAUUCCAGACAUGGAUGACGAAGCCCAACAGGAGGUGAUAAUUGGCGGGUUAUAGAUAAGUAUAACGACUGCAAAUGCCAAGGCGAUCGGCAGCUUAUCGGAGCUAGCCGAGCAAAAGCUUUCAUCUGACUAUGAGGCAGGAGCUUACACUGCUCAACACUUUCCCGGAGGCUACGAUGACCGCCUUCAUUAGUUGCAAAGACAUCGCGGAAAGCUGUUUUUGUGUGGACCAACUAAGCUCCAUUAUUCGCACGACGAUUUUGGCAUCGCAUAAUUUACUCUAAAUUUCCUGUAGGCUUUAUAAAAUUGGGCGAAUCCCAAAAACGCUUUUUUACGUUAAACAAACGAAUAAACAUAAUUUAUUUGGUAGCUUGUAAAAUAUAUUUCGAUUAUAAUUAUGAAGCGCAUAUGUACAUGUAUUAAUAUAUGUAUAUGGUAUAGUAUCUUUAAGUGUUAUAGACUAUUUCCUUAUGCAAAUUGUAGUUGUAAUUAAAUGGAUUUAACGGAAAUAACAAGACGGUGAAGAAACGUGCGAACCCAAAAAAAAAAAAUACGUAAGAAUAUGCGCAGGAUAUAUAUAUACGUAUAUAUAUAUAUAUAUAUACAAGGCGUUUAAUUAUAAGAUGAAAACUAUUUAAAUACAAAUUAUGAACUUAUAAGUAAGUAUUAAAUAAUACUACUGAUAUACAUAUUUGAAUAAAAUAACAAUUUUUACUAACCCAA